AUGAAACAUCUGAAGCUGCCGCUGUCCUCCAGCGUCACGUUCCUGAUCCUCAGGGACACGUCUCCGCGCUUCAGACCGUCCGAGGACAGGGACGUCCUCUGGACGAAAUCUUCACCUUCAUGUUCGCAGGUGAAGAUCUGGGACAUCCCGGCCAGCGGGGUCAAACAGAAUGUCACCAGGCCCAGGAAGACUCUGAUUGGUCACUCCAGGAGGGUGGCCAUCAUUGAAUGGCAUCCAACCGCCGAGAACCUGCUGCUUAGCUCCGCCUACGACUACAAGGUCCUCCUCUGGGACGUGUCCCGGCCCGAGGCAGUGAUCAGAUGUCCGGCCCGGGUGGUGCUGAUGCCCGUUCACCACCGGUACCCGUCCGAGGCGCUGCUGCUCUCCGUUAGCUUCAACAGCGACGGCAGCAGGCUGGCCGUCACGUCCAAAGACAGGCGUGUUCGAGUCCUGGACCCGCGGGCCGGGAAGAUUCUCCAGGUGUCCAACAAAAAGACACACAAGGCCAACAAAGUCUUAUACAUCACGGGGCUGAAGAUGCUUCUGUCCACUGGGAGCUCGUCCUGGAACCACAGACAGAUCGUCCUCUGGGACCCCGACGACUUGUCUGAGCCUCUGUUUGAAGAGGACCUGGAUGGAUCUGCAGGAGUUCUCUUUCCGUUCUACGACCCAGACACACAAAUGCUCUACCUGGCUGGAAAGGGCGACGGGAACAUCAGAUGCUACGAGCUGAGCCCUGAAAAACCUUACAUGAACUUCCUGAUGGAGUUCAGGUCUCUGCUGCCCCAGAAAGGCCUCGGGGUGAUGCCGAAGCGUGGCCUCAAUGUGAGCGCGUGUGAAGUUUUCCGGUUUUAUCGUCUGAUUACUGUCAAAGACCUGGUGGAACCACUGUCCAUGAUCGUACCACGAAAAGAGUCAGGGAUUUUCCAAGCGGACCUGUACCCAAUGACAGCCGGGAACCAGCCGGCUCUGAUGGCCCAGGAGUGGCUGCAGGGGAUCAACAGGGGCCCGGUUCUGAUGUCCCUGAAGCCAGAGACUCAAGUGGAAAAUCCAUACGCCAAAGUCCCUGCAGAGAAGACCCAGUUAAAGGAGCUGGGCUCCGUCAGGUUCCAGAUGAGUCCGACCGCUCGUUCUCAUUUCGUUGCCUUAAAGGAUUUCCUGGAGGAGCAGCUGGCCUAUCAAGACGCCAAAUAUCCCAGAGACCUGAUCUGUGAUCUGUCAGGGUGGCACCCCGACGAGACGCAGUUCCCACUCUGGACCUACUGCUGCACCCCCCACUGCUGCGAACCCGCAGAGAAACCCCCGCCAACAACCGAGACUGAGCUCCUGAAGGCCUUUUAUAGACAACAAGACGAGAUCAGAGACCUGAGGGAGGACCUGCUUCAGAAAGACAGGAGGCUCGCUCAGCUGGAGUUGGAGAUAAAGACCAGCAGGAGCAACAUGAGGGCGACCGUCUGA
Molecule: messenger RNA, 1458 nt
Organism: Nematolebias whitei (Rio pearlfish)
Lineage: Eukaryota; Metazoa; Chordata; Actinopteri; Cyprinodontiformes; Rivulidae
Product: coronin-2B-like
Exons: 12
Coding region: 1-1458 (485 amino acids)
Biological process (GO): actin filament organization
Molecular function (GO): actin filament binding
Source: RefSeq, a predicted model, not a curated record